Panicum hallii is the source of this 2046-nucleotide messenger RNA. Its product is annotated as protein NRT1/ PTR FAMILY 8.3-like. Gene Ontology annotation, biological process: transmembrane transport; oligopeptide transport. NCBI's taxonomy places the organism in Eukaryota, Viridiplantae, Streptophyta, Magnoliopsida, Poales, Poaceae. The record is from RefSeq and is a predicted model, not a curated record. The transcript is spliced from 5 exons. Bases 124 to 1908 code for a protein of 594 amino acids. Gene Ontology annotation, cellular component: membrane. Gene Ontology annotation, molecular function: transmembrane transporter activity.
GCUUGGACUGAACGUGAAGUCCACUGCGCUGCGGCCCGUCUGAUGCAAACAAAGCAGCCCAGUUUCUUGAUCCGCUCCAACUGAUUCUUCGACUCCCAAGCGGAGCCCCUCCCCUCCGUCUCCAUGGAUAAGGCAGCCGAAGGCAGCAGACUGCUGUUGCAAGAAGAGGGCGGAGACGGAGAUCGACAACGGCUCGUCAUGCUUCCACAGGAUGCUGAUCUCAUCACAGGUGAUGGAUCUGUUGAUAUUAAAGGGCGUCCUGCACCAAAGCACACCACAGGCAAUUGGAGAGCAUGCUUUUCCAUUCUAGGCAAUGAGUUUUGUGAGAGACUGGCCUACUAUGGAAUUGCAAGAAACCUAGUUACUUAUCUGAAAGUAAAGCUUCAUCUAGGCAAUCUCGAAGCUGCAAGAAAUGUUACCACUUGGCAGGGGACAUGCUAUCUCACUCCCCUUAUUGGGGCCAUCUUAGCAGAUUCUUAUUGGGGAAAGUACUGGACUAUUGUUGUUUUCUCAUUAAUUUAUUUUAUUGGCCUGGCUAUUUUAACGCUAUCAGCAUCAGUUUCGGCACUGCAGCCACCUACAUGUCUAGGAACCGUUUGUCCAGAAGCAAGCUUACUUCAGUAUGGCAUAUUUUUCAUUGGCCUCUAUAUGAUAGCCCUAGGGACCGGAGGCAUCAAACCUUGUGUCUCCUCCUUUGGAGCUGAUCAAUUUGAUGACACUGACCCAGCAGAGAGAGCAAAGAAGACUUCCUUCUUCAAUUGGUUCUACUUUUGUAUAAGUAUAGGAUCAUUCAUCUCAGGCACUAUCAUAGUGUGGAUACAAGAUAACUCUGGUUGGGGGAUAGGAUUUGCCAUUCCUACUAUAUCUAUGGUACUAGCUAUUGCAUGCUUCUUUGCAGCCUCAAAUAUUUAUAGAUAUCAGAAACCUGGUGGGAGCCCACUCGCAAGAGUGUGUCAGGUGGUUGUAGCAGCAUUCCGUAAGCGGCAUGCCGAAUUGCCAAAUGAUAUGUCUCUUCUAUACGAAGUUGAUGGACAAACUUCAGCCAUUGAGGGAAGCAGAAAGCUGGAGCACACAAAUGAACUCAAGUUCCUUGAUCGAGCUGCCAUUAUCUCAUCUGCUGAUGUGAAGAGUGAAUCUUCUACAGACCCAUGGAAGCUUUGCACAGUUACCCAGGUGGAAGAACUGAAGAUCCUCGUAAGAAUGUUUCCCAUUUGGGCCACCACUAUCAUAUUCAGUGCAGUGUAUGCCCAAAACUCUUCCCUGUUUGUAGAGCAGGGCAUGGUACUUGACAAGCGGCUUGGAUCUUUCAACAUUCCUCCCGCAUCCCUCUCAACUUUCGAUGUAAUCAGUGUCAUCAUCUGGAUUCCACUUUAUGACCGCAUUCUUGUGCCAAUAGCUAGAAAGUUCACGGGAAGGGAAAAGGGUUUUUCUGAGCUACAGCGGAUUGGAAUUGGAUUGGUCCUAUCCAUUCUUGCGAUGGUAUCUGCAGCGCUUGUUGAGUUGAAGCGUUUAGAGGUUGCUAGGUCUGAAGGUCUUAUUCAUGAGAAGGUUAAUGUUCCGAUGAGCAUUCUUUGGCAAAUACCACAGUAUUUCUUGGUUGGUGCUGCUGAGGUGUUCACUGCUAUAGGUCAAGUUGACUUCUUCUAUGAUCAGGGUCCAGAUGCAAUGAGGAGUUUAUGUAGUGCAUUUGCACUUGUUACAGUAUCAGUGGGAGACUAUGUAAGCUCAAUCAUACUCACGCUGGUUUCAUACAUUACAACUCAAGGAGGCGAUCCUGGAUGGAUACCUGAUAACCUGAACGAAGGCCAUCUCGACCGGUUCUUUUGGUUGAUUGCAGGGAUAAGCUUUGUUAAUUUUGUGGUUUUCGUUGGUUGUGCUUCAAGAUACAGAUAUAAGAAAGCCCAGUAACUAAAUUACAAUGCAUAGUCAGUUCCUGUAGUUUGAUCUUAGAUAACAUGUUCAUCAAAUGCAUUGAAUCAUGCUAGAACAUAACACGUGCUGCUUCAGUUGUCCUUCGGAAGCCCUAGAGAAAAUUUGUACAGUUGA